AUGAAUCAGCAGUUGGCUGUUGAACAGUGGAGAGAACAGGUUGGCUUCCGGGUAGAGGCUCGCAUAGCCCUUUACCAGACUCGCAAGCAAGACAAUUCGCUCAGAUCGAACAACCAGCGGCCAUGUCUACGUACAGAGCACAAGCUAUUCCAGAUUCCCGAACUAUUGGAUAUGAUACUCGACAUCGCGGGACCCAAAGCUCAAAUUCAAGCAUUACUUGUCUCGACUGCGUGGCGUACCUCCACAAUUUCCGUCAUAAGCAGUCUCACGAAUGUGAAUGCGCUGCGCUCUCUACCGCUCUGUACGCCCACAGAAUAUGGCGAUAUUAUCGAUUGGGAAGGCCAGGGCCCGUUGCAACCUGGUGAUGAAGAUACUGCGCAAUUUGGUCGCCAUGUUGCGCGCCUCCUUGACAUGCGCAAAGGCUUCAAGUACAUAUACUUUCCAGCGUAUUUCGCACAGUCACCUGGGCUACCGGAUACUGUCGCGCAUAUCCUGAAUGAUCUGGAUGUGAGCCAACGCGACUACUCCCGGGAACAUGUGUUGUCGGUGUCGCGCGACGCAGACCUAUACUGGCUUGACCUCAGUCAGUUCCGGAUAAACUCGUACUUUGAGUCAUUAUUCUCCGACGGUUGCUUCAGACAACACCUGGGUCGGUGGGAAAUCAACCUACGCCCUGACGCCACGUUUCGUACACUCCUUAUCGACGCAUCAGCUUCAAAUGCGCUUCUCCUUGAGGCUAUCAAAUCGAUGCAGGUCGUAUAUCCGCCAUGCAAGAGUCUAGGAAUCUACCACUUCGACCCGGGCACGCUUUCAUGGCGUGGAACAUACGUGUUCAUACGAAGACUUCGUAGAGACGAUGGUAUACGUAUUGGCGACCUUGUUGAAGCACUUCAAGAAGCUGUGCCAACUAUACACUCUACGUGGAUGCAGCGCGCGGAGCAGCUCCGUGAGAGAGUCAAACAGGGUCACUGGAUAGACGACUUCUGGAAGAUCCCCGGAACACCCAGAUUCCGAAUCCAUCUAGACAGAUGCGAUAUGACUGAUGAAUACCUUCCAGAGAAAUUCCCUCAAGAGUGGUGGAACGCGCCUGAGGCAGCCGUGGUAGAGCAGUUCGGCUCCGCUGCCCAUAUCACUCGCGAUGCAUACAUGUGCGCCGGAUCGUUCAGGGCAGCCAGGGAGCGUGAAUGGAUUCCAGAAGAGCUCUUUGAGCCCAUGAAGAGCGAGACAGAACGGGCCCCGAUAAACUGGAACAUCUAG
Messenger RNA from Alternaria ethzedia, 1257 nucleotides. RefSeq lists its product as uncharacterized. Lineage: Eukaryota; Fungi; Ascomycota; Dothideomycetes; Pleosporales; Pleosporaceae. The transcript has 2 exons. Bases 1 to 1257 code for a protein of 418 amino acids. The record is from RefSeq and is a predicted model, not a curated record.